Molecule: messenger RNA, 1701 nt
Organism: Lodderomyces parapsilosis
Lineage: Eukaryota; Fungi; Ascomycota; Pichiomycetes; Serinales; Debaryomycetaceae
Exons: 1
Coding region: 1-1701 (566 amino acids)
Source: RefSeq, a predicted model, not a curated record
AUGGAUCUGGCUUUGAAUACUAGAAGCACACAAUUUGUGGAGCUUAUAAAUACUUUGGUCAUAAAUGAGCUAGAAGGAUAUAGUGGUCACUAUGAUGAAUGUAAAUUUGCAGGGUAUACAGAUGCAACAACUGAUUUGUUAAAUUUUGACGAUGCUCAGUUUAAGUUUGAGGAUCCAGAGGGUUUGGAAGAAGAAGAAAUCGCAACGUUCAAUGACGCCACACUUUCGAGAUUGAAGGAGAGCCUCUUGAGUUCAAGUUUUCAAAAAGCAUUGUUAUCGACAAUAGAAUCCGUAGUCGAUGAUGAAAACAACAUGUCGAUGAAAAAAAUUUCCCUAACAUUGGACUAUUUGAUGUGGAUAGCGCUUAAAGUGGACAAGACGGCAAAGUUGACGUACUACUAUUGCUUGGAAGCUGUUCUGAACCAACUUUUCUCAUUUUCAACUGAUCAAGUGGAGUCUUUGUGGACAUUCGUGGAGGCAAGAUUACCAACAAUUCAAACACAAUUAUUUGAAAACACUUUUGCAGAGAGGAUUGCAGUUCUCCUGCUUGGGAAUUCGUUGACUGACAAAUACAAUACUCUGAUUACAGGACUGCAAACCAACUCGACAUUGAAGGAUACACCCAAUGAUAGAUUUCAAUCCAGAGUACGAUUAUUUAUGACUCAAUUGCUUGCGAUUGACGACAAUACUGGUCUCAACAAAUACUUCCAUAUACGAAACUCGGUUCCUCCACACAUAGAAACCAAAGAUGUGUUCCUUAGCGAUGUUUUGCAAAUUCAAAAAAUAUUCAACAACCCUUUAUUUUAUCUCAAAAAGAACAAUACAGUGGAGCUCAACAAAAUGACGGAGAAGAUAUACAGAGUUUACGGUCAGUUAGUUGAAGAGGAACUGCGAUUCAGAGAAAAGCAUCCUUUUCCGGAGCAAUUUCUCAUGGUGAAGCCAAAAAGCGAAUCUGAACGAGAAUAUUUACGUCAAAAAUACACAAAACGUGUAUACACUCCUGAGCCUUAUCUUGAGUCCAGUUUCCAAAAGGGAUCAAAAUCAAACGAGCUGCAAAAUGCUGAUUACAAAUUUCUUUAUCACCAAUUGGAGCUUUCAAAGGUUCGAGUGCAAUAUCUUUUGAUGAUUUAUAUUUUGUCAGUGUUUUAUAUUGAGAUGACCCCUAAUCAUAAAACCGAGUUCAUAAAAACUAUUGGCGCUCCAAUAACCACCAAACACAUAACGGAAGAUUCACCAGGAGUUAGUGCCCUUAGAAAGCUCAUCGACAUCAAGAAUGAGCUACCUACAGUAUUGAAAAAUAUUGAUCCUUCGUUGCCUUUUUUGCUUUUACAUUUGGGUAUUGAUGAAAAAAUCUGGUGGAAGUGGUUGCUUCAUGGUAAAGAUGAGCAGAAUAAAGGCUUCUUUGUUGAUAAGAUGUUGCUGCCUGAGGUACUCAGUGGCCAAGAGGACGCAUUUCAGAAAUUGUAUCCCUUUAAAAAUAAAAGAAGUUUCAACACUUUCGUGACACCACAAGUGUCGAAGAAAAUGCGUACUGGGAGAGGCUUAGAACAAUUAAAGCAAACCGCUCAAGUUGAUAUUGAUAAGGCUAUGGAGGAGCUUGAGGGUGUUGAGGGAAAGCUCAAGGAAGAACCCACAGAUGAAUGGAAAGACAUUAAGUCUUCACACUCAUGGAAAUUGCUCAGACGGAAAAGAUGCAAUUGA